UCUGCUUCUAUAUAAAGCGAAAACCCUAACUCUUGUUUCUUCAACCAAAAAAUCAUCGGCGGCCUUAGAAAGUUUUGUUUUUUCUUCCUAGGAUGAUCUAGUUGCUGUGGUUGUUAGUGAAUUAGGUGUUGUUUGUGUGUCUUUGAGGAAAGUGAUGAUAUGAAAUUGUCGCCCCAGUCUUAAUCUGCAUCCAUUACGAUGGAAUGUAACGUGGUGAUUGACUAUUUUUUUCUGAUUCUCGAACUUUUUAAUCGCGUUUAAAGCUUUUCUGAUGGAUAUGAUGAGAUGGCAUUACUGUUUUGUGACACCCAGUCUGAUCUGCUUCGGCGGAGUGAAUGAUUUGCCUUUAUUCUCUGAUCCCAAAUUCAUUGUUUUCAAUUUUGUUAAUUUGAUAACCAAAGUUUUGAUUUUUAUUAAGAGAGGAAUGAGGAUAUAAUUUCCAUACGUCUGCAAAUCAGAAAUACAGUGUUGAUAAUAUGACAUGCACUACCAUCUGACCUCUUUAUUUGUUUUCUUGUGAUUUCGUUUGUUUUUUUUUGUUUUGUGUCCUUUUGAUUAUAUGCAAUCAAUGAUGAAACUAUGUCCAAAUUGAAUGAUUAUUCAAUGAUUAUCAAAAUCACUAGAUCACCAUCUUUCGACUGAGAUUGCUGUUUUAAUCCUUUUGUGUUGUUUGUGUGAUGAUUUGCCUAUGGUAUCUGAUGUCCAAAGUUGAUUAAAUUGUGUUUGGACAUUUCGUUUUUUCUUAGGCAGAAAGUGAAAUCAGGCUUUGCGACACUGUUAGCUUCUUUUUACCAUAAGCUACCUGUUACUUUAAUACCUGUUUACAUCUUUUUUUUUUUUUUAUCAAUCUUCUGUUUUUUGCUUUUCUAAAUCAUUCUUGUAUUGUUCGUUAUCAUCUUUUGUUUUAUCGUCUACUUAUGCAGGUGUUCCUUCGCUUGGUUCUCUUGGUGUGGAAGUGGCUUUUCAAGUGGAUGAUCUGAUUGAUUACUAUGGAGAACUUGUUCAAUCUCUUCAAAGAAUUGUAGUUGCUUGUUUGUACAUAACUGAAUUUGAUAAUGAAAUUUGUCAAUUUUGAAUUAUAAUGUAUCCCAACCAUAGCAAAAAAAAAAACAGAGACCAGGUCCAUAAUGUAUCCCAACUUGUUCACAAUGGGAUGGUAAGAUAAUUCCAGAGUAAAGAAACCAGUUGUGUGUAAAGGAGGGUGUGUCUCGGAGAAACUUAAACGGUUGUAACCCUAAGAAAUUGCUGAGACGUUGUAGAGAUUGUCACACCACCGAGAGCUCUUGUUGCAGUGUUCUUCUUCUUCUUCUCCUUGUCAUCUCUGUUUCGAAGAUGAUGAAAUCAUUACCACCCAUGUCGAUUGAGCUCAUCCUGGAGAUAAUCUCGAGAUUGCCUGGAGAUGCAGUCGCGAGGUUUCGUUGCGUGUCGAAGCAAUGGGCAUCAACGCUCGCUACUCCGUAUUUCAAAGAGCUGUUCAUGAACAAGUCCUCGUCUAAGCCGCGGCUCUUAUUCGCCAUCGCAGACGACGGAAACCCCAAAGGCCGUGGCGAGUGGUGCUUCUUCUCCUCGCCUCAGCUUGAGGAUCCUUAUGAGAAAUCAUCCUCCUCGGCUCUUGUAUCAGCCGCCGAGUUUCACGUGAAGAAGUUCUCUCCAAAGGAUAUAAAUAUCCAUCAUUACAGUAACAUCAUGCACUUCUCAUGUGUCUACAACUCUGGCUUGAUCUAUUUCCAUGGUUGUCGAUACCAAGGUAAACCUGUCAUCUGUAACCCAAACACUGGACGGUACGCGGUCUUACCUAAGCGGUAUACUUACAGAAAAGCCUAUAGCUUUUUUGGUUUUGAUCCGAUUGGGAAGCAGUACAAGGUAUUGUACAUGGCUUACGCAACUGGUCCUGGUGAUCAUGCCCUUCUUACGUUUGGAGCGCCUGCAGAUAUGAGGUGGAGAAAGAUCGAAUGUUCCACAAUACAUGAGAUUCAAAGCGAUGGGGUUUGCAUCAACGGUGUUGUGUACUACUUAGGUAACACCAAAGAUCCUUGGGAUGAUGAUGCUCAUGAUGAUUAUGUGAUUGUUUGCUUUGAUUUGAGGUCUGAAAAGUUCAGCUUCAUUCACGUUGAAAGGUUUUGUCGAUUGAUCAACUUUAUGGGCAAGUUAGCUUUGAUUUACUGGGAGGAUGAUUUCGACAUUUAUGAGGCUGUUAAUUAUGAGUUUAAUAUCGACAAGUAUUUGGAUGAUCAUCUCGUCGCUGAUGUCAAUAAGGAGUUGCAUGUGUGGGUUCUAGAGGAUGUAGCGAAACAGGAUUUGUCCAAACACAACUACACUUGGAGUACUGAUAACAUCUUCUUCCGUCGUCACGUUUCCAUUGCUGGAGUGACCGCUUCUGGUGAGAUUGUGUUUGCCAUGCGCAAGUAUACAUCUGGCCAACCGUUUUAUGUUUUCUACUUCAGUCCCGAGAGGAACACUCUCCAGCGUGUUGAAGUCCAAGGUUUUGGUGAAGGGUUUAAGAAUCCUUGCAGCGUUCGCACCUUUGUGAACCACGUUGAGGAUCUUCAUGUUAACGAUUUAGAGCUACUCAAGUGAUUCCAUGCUCCAUUCGGGGAUACAGAAUAGUUAGAUUCGAGAAGGGACAAGUGGAAGAAGAUAGGGAUGAUUCAUUGGAUGAUUGGAGUUUGGUGAAAGCAGUGAGCAUGUCAUUCUGUGCUCUUUAUCUGGGCGUUUCUUUUAAGUACUAUUGUAAUAAAUCAAGUCGGAUCAUGGCUUCCUGGCCAUCUUGAUUAGCUUCUUUGUGUUCAUCUUUUAAGAUGCAGAAAAAGUAGAACCCUAAAUUUGCAGAAACUUCAAUGGUUGUUAAUAGCUCUCUCUGUAAAUGAGUGAAAACGUUUCAUCAAGUUAAUAAUCUUUGUAGAAUAAUU
Messenger RNA from Camelina sativa (false flax), 2909 nucleotides. RefSeq names its product F-box protein At2g15640. Gene Ontology annotation, molecular function: protein binding. NCBI's taxonomy places the organism in Eukaryota, Viridiplantae, Streptophyta, Magnoliopsida, Brassicales, Brassicaceae. The record is from RefSeq and is a predicted model, not a curated record.